Messenger RNA from Lecanosticta acicola, 654 nucleotides. NCBI's taxonomy places the organism in Eukaryota, Fungi, Ascomycota, Dothideomycetes, Mycosphaerellales, Mycosphaerellaceae. The record is from the annotation of a GenBank genome assembly.
AUGUCGACCACUCUCAAGAUGCCACCGAAUGCCUACAUCAGCCAGCUGCCAAGCGAAGCCAACGCCGCAAUGCCACUGCCACUGCCAAAACUAACCGUCGCCCUGCUUGUCUGCGAUCCGGUCCGGAAGAAGGUACUAACAGUGGUACCAACCAGUGAAGGAAACGAGUUCGAAGGCGCACAAGGAUGGCUGCCGCAGACCUCCAUCCGCGAAGAACCCUUGACCCACACGAUUGUCGAAGAGCUCCUUUACCGCUGGACGGCGUUCAGUUCAUCGAGCCAAUUCAAAAUCCACCGAGAAAUGUUCCUUCGCGUCGAACGCCACCUUGCCGAGGCGCAGGAGGUGCGACUCUUCUUCCGCGUAGAAAUCCAAGAUGCAGAAGUCACGCGCUACGCAAUGCGGCCUUCGAAGAGGGUGCGUGUGCACCUGGACACGGACCCGAAGCAGGCAUGCGCGCUUUCGUGGGUGGGAGAUUGGAAGGAUUGCGCCGGGGAGGAGAAUCAAGAGGCCGUGAGGAGAGCUCUCUUGGCUAUGGGCGCGUUGGGUGUGAGUAAGAGGAAGGGCGCCGAGCUCGAGGAUGCGCUAAUGGGGGCGAGAAGCGCUAAGUGGAGGGAGGCGAGAGCGCGUGCUGCGAGCUUACGAUUCAGGGGAUGA